AGUGUAUAGAUUUUCUUCAAGGCAGCAACUAUCAGCAUGAGGAUACUUUACAUAAUCUCACUAGUUUGUCUAUUGGUAUUUGGCCAGGCUCAAGUGCUCGAGGAAGCGCUCUGGGAUCUUUCGAGUCAAGUGGAUGAUUACGUCCAUAGUAAUUUCGGAGAUAAUGAAAUUCAAGCAUAUGAACAAUUUAUGGACUUGGUAGAAGGUGGCACCGGACAACUCAAUGGACUCGAAAAGAGAGCAAACUUUGAACCAACUAUCGAAGAAGCUCUCAAGGCGUUUAAUAGCUCGGGAAUAUUGUGGACUCUUUUGGACAGCCUUGCGAAUCAUCCAAACCGAGUAGAUACAGUAGCUAAUUUCACCUACAAUUUUCUCAAGGGAAGAAAAAUCACCAUUAAAGCCGGGUCCCUCAUAAAUCUGCUUGGAAAUGUGAGUUCUAUCAUUGAUGUUCCCGCUAUACUCAACGCCGUGAUCGACUCAGGUAUAGUUCAAUCAUUAUUGGAUGGAAUUUUAUUGGAUAAAAGUUUCCAACCUAAAUUGGUCAAUAUUGAGUACAAUUUAAUCAUGUCUCAGAAAGACACUCUUAAAUACUUAUUUCAAGAGUUGUUACAAAAGCGAGAAGUUGAAGAAGACUGGUAUAUUAAACGAGCCGACAAUGAUGGGACCUUAGUCGAAUUCUUUGAAAAUGCUGCAGCUACAUUAUUUAACUCUCCUUCUGUUGGUGAGUUUGCCAGAGAUACCCUCAAUGCUUUGAAUGACACCGGGUUCUUGGUGUAUACCGUGAAACGAUUUAUUGGGAAUGAAAAAUAUUUGAACAUGACUGGAGCUUUGAUUAGUUCGGUUGUUAGAGCUAAUGUUAUCCAUAUUGAUUUCUCGGGAAUUAAUAUUACCCGAUUGGCCCAGCAGUUCCUUAAAAACCCCACGCAAGUGCUUCUAGUUGUGGAAGAGUUCUUGCAAGGAAAGUACAAUUUAAAUAUCGGAGAUAGUUUACUGAAAUACGCUGAUGCCAUUGGGGCAAAUAUAAAAGCGUUGGAGGAUAAGGGAUUGUUUAGGCAAUUGAAUGAUUAUAUAUUUGAAGGAAAGGACUCAGUUUCAGGAAAGGAUGCCAAGAGCGAUGAUCAAGAGCUGUCUGAUAGUGCAUCUACUGAAUCUAAAAGUUCUUCUGGAGCAGUGAAGAUUACAAACUUCAAAUUAUGCUUAUCUUUAUCCUUGAUUGUUCCUUGGUUGUUGCUUUAAUACCCUGAUACAGGACUUUUUUAUCUUUCUCCGUAUUUAAUUUACCUUUCGAUCGUAUAAAUUAAUGAAUGUUUUGAUUUUUUUU
Messenger RNA from Spathaspora passalidarum NRRL Y-27907, 1321 nucleotides. RefSeq names its product Pga45p (gene PGA45). The transcript has a single exon. The record is from RefSeq and is a predicted model, not a curated record. NCBI's taxonomy places the organism in Eukaryota, Fungi, Ascomycota, Pichiomycetes, Serinales, Debaryomycetaceae. The coding region runs from base 37 to 1236 and encodes 399 amino acids.